Suillus plorans is the source of this 417-nucleotide messenger RNA. RefSeq lists its product as uncharacterized. The record is from RefSeq and is a predicted model, not a curated record. The transcript has 2 exons. The annotation marks the transcript as partial. Lineage: Eukaryota; Fungi; Basidiomycota; Agaricomycetes; Boletales; Suillaceae.
UUCACAAUGUCUAGUCUAGCUGCUCUCCAUGCAUCGCCAUUUGCACAAGGCUUCAGCAACAAUGAACGUCAAGCGGCUGGAAGGGCAUUGUUUAGGCAUGACACGCACAUUGAUGGUGCUCAUUAUCACGCUAGGAAACUUGGUGGUCUUCACCCGGCAUAUGCUGCAUUCAAUCAGACCAAUGGUAAAGAGAGGACUCUCACUCAUGUUGAACUAGUUGAGGCUGCACUCCGGGAUCUUUUUGAUGCAGUAACCAUGCAAGACCAUAUCAAUGGCGGAAUCUCUCUCCUCAUUCGAUGCCCAGGCUCUGAAGUGUCUUCAACAACCUUGCCUGAGGAACUUGCUCUCGACCUCUACAUCACACCCCGUGAACUUCAAGAAACACCACAGUGCAUCGGUGGAGACGUCGCUACCUUA